Chanos chanos (milkfish) is the source of this 366-nucleotide messenger RNA. RefSeq names its product microseminoprotein, prostate associated 1 (gene msmp1). Gene Ontology annotation, cellular component: cytoplasm. The transcript has 3 exons. NCBI's taxonomy places the organism in Eukaryota, Metazoa, Chordata, Actinopteri, Gonorynchiformes, Chanidae. The coding region runs from base 1 to 366 and encodes 121 amino acids. The record is from RefSeq and is a predicted model, not a curated record.
AUGGAGUCUGCGCUGAUGCUCUUGACCGGCGUUGUUCUGUGGACGACCAUCGCGGCUGCACCCACGCAGUGUCAUUUCAACUCCCAAGCGCUGUGUGAGUAUGAAGGGAGGCAUUACGCUUUGGGAGACACCUGGAUGGAGCAUGGCUGUCUGCAGUGUACCUGUCUACACCCAGUAGGCGUUGGUUGCUGUGAAACCAUCCACCCUCCGGUCGACUUCCCUCCCUGGUGUGAGGUUCGUGUGGAGUCUCUGACCUGUCAGGUCAGCCUGGUGCAGAGCGCUGAUCCUCGUCUUCCCUGUAUCCCCGGGGGGGGCAACAGUCUGGACCCCAGCCACGGCACCUUCAGCAUGAAACUGGGGGUUUAA